Molecule: messenger RNA, 873 nt
Organism: Chenopodium quinoa (quinoa)
Lineage: Eukaryota; Viridiplantae; Streptophyta; Magnoliopsida; Caryophyllales; Amaranthaceae
Product: MLP-like protein 31
Exons: 2
Coding region: 63-524 (153 amino acids)
Biological process (GO): defense response
Source: RefSeq, a predicted model, not a curated record
AUCUAGCACAACUACUUGAUCACCACAUCCAUUUUUGUUUGCACUACUCUACUCUCUCAAAAAUGGGCAUCAAAGGGAAAUUGGAAGUUGAAGUUGAUAUUAAAUGUCAUGGUGAUAUUUUUCAUGAAAUUUUUAGCAAAAGGCCUCACCAUGUCGCCGAUAUGUCUCCCUCAAAUAUCCAUGCGUGUGAGGUUCACGACGGUGAAUUUGGCAAGCCUGGCUCUAUCAUUAACUGGAACUAUACUCUCGAUGGAAAAAAAUGUGUAGCAAAGGAGUUAGUGGAAGUAGUCGACGAAGAGAACAAGCUAGUGAGAUUCAAAAUCAUCGAAGGAGAUCUUCUAAAGGAGUUUAAGUCCUUCACUCUUACAGUCCAAGUGAUUCCAAUGGGUGACAUAACCGGAGUGAAAUGGACUGCCGAGUUUGAGACAAUUGAUGAUAAAGGACACUAUCCUACCAAGUUAAUCGAUUUUUGCAUUGCAGUGUCUAGAGAUAUCGAGGCUCAUCACCUUAAAGAUGACAAGUGAUCGACUAGCUCGAUCAGCUCCUACGUUGGAAGUAUUGAUCGAUGGCCUAGGGAGGAAAUAACAACGUAUAUAUAAUAUAUAGCCGUGUGUUGUAUGUUAUCGUUGUUGUAUACAAUAAAAUAUUUACAUGGUUGUGUGAAAUGUACCGGUACAAUAUGAUGUGCUACAUACAAAGCUGGCAUCUAUCUAGCUAAGAUCCUUUGUUGUUUUAUCUUUUGUUGGGAUUACUUUGGUUGUUGUUGUUGUGGUUGUUGUUUCCAUUUAUGUUACAAUAUCGUGUGCUACGUUACAAUGUUGUUGUUGUUGUUUCUAUUUAUGUUACAAUAUGGAGUGCUACAAUUUAUGAAUA